Molecule: messenger RNA, 1275 nt
Organism: Ectocarpus siliculosus
Lineage: Eukaryota; Phaeophyceae; Ectocarpales; Ectocarpaceae
Source: the annotation of a GenBank genome assembly
AUGAAGAAGAAGAAAGUCGUCAAGGAUUCCCUUGAGGAGGUUUCAGAUGAGCUGGCGUCGAAACCCGUGGCGUUGGGGUGUCCCAAGACUGGCAAGGAGCUGGUGUGCUACGCCGAGCGCAUCGCGGUGGUGGGCGGAGAACGAUACCUCGUCGCGUUCCCCAAGGACCCCGCGGUGGCCAUCGCGUUCGACGAGAAUGGGGAGGUCAGCCCCGUGCCGAACGACGACCCCAUCAUGGACGAGCUCUUCCCCCUGGCGGAGGCGUGCGUGGCGGAUCUGGGGCCUGGCGUCACCUUGUUAAGAACACCGACCACCCUCACGGUCCAGGGGCUGAACGAGCUGGUAGACGAGGCUAAAGAUAGGGAGGCCGAGGGCGGCGACCCCGAGGGGGAGGGGGAGGAGAAGGAGGAGGCGGGCGAGGCGGAGGAGGAGGAGGACGACGACGACGACGAAGAGGAUGCGGAUGAGGUGGAGCUUCUGGGCGAGUUUCUGCUGGAAGGGGAGGAGUUUUUGAUCGUGCGGUUCUUGGAGCCGAUACUGAUCCUGGCGAAGGAGCAUACGCCGGGAAAUUACUUGCUCAUCGAUGAGGAAGAAGAACAGGAUGCUAUCCCUCUGGUGGACGAGAUGCUUUGCGGAGACGCUACCAUAUAGAGUUAGCCUUUCAAGAUUGUUUUGAGCGGGGGGGGAGGCACUCUAAUUUUUGUCCUUUGUUGGUAAAAUAGAUGCACCGCUGGGGAGCUACAGCAGUAGAAGUGAGAUGCCGGCGCCAAUUUUGUAGUGUGAAACUGUGUAGUAUUUCGCAUGCGCGCGUCGGCGACUAGUCACCGACCCUUUUUGGCCUUGCCGUGACGUGAGCAACUGCUGUCGGCCCAAUAAUGGUUCCUGUGUGGUGUAAUGCCUCCGCAGCGCGUUUAGCUGUAAGCUCGUAUUCUGCCUGUUGGUUUUGUGUUUCUCGCGGCAGCGGACGAUGUGUGCACUGUACCCUGUCUUGGACGGUACGAUGGGAGUUCAUCGCAAACGCUGGUGUCCUCACGUGGUGGUGGCGGCGGGCGUUGCAACCCGACCCACGUUGUCGUCAGCUGUGUCUCGCUCUCCGCGUUUGUGUACGCAUGCAAACGUAUUUGUCGCCUCUUCCCGUCGCUUCGACCCACGUUGUCGUCAGCUGUGUCUCGCUCUCCGCGUUUGUGUACGCAUGCAAACGUAUUUGUCGCCUCUUCCCGUCGCUAGUUUCGCGGUGUGCCCACCAUGUGGCCAGAGUGCGUGUUUUUUUUCUUU